This is a messenger RNA of Anguilla anguilla (European eel), 3760 nucleotides long. Its product is annotated as protein mono-ADP-ribosyltransferase TIPARP-like. The transcript has 6 exons. Gene Ontology annotation, molecular function: NAD+ poly-ADP-ribosyltransferase activity; metal ion binding. Lineage: Eukaryota; Metazoa; Chordata; Actinopteri; Anguilliformes; Anguillidae. Bases 834 to 2762 code for a protein of 642 amino acids. The record is from RefSeq and is a predicted model, not a curated record.
CUAACUUUUCUAUACAGUUGCUAUUGCGAUACUACCGGACGAAAGAAGUGAAUGUGGAAUGCUAGCAUGUGAAGUUUUUUCCACGGCAGUGAUAAUAGGACGAUACCACAAUAAUCUUAAUAAGUAGCCUAUAAUUCGUAUUUGCCUGUUAUGGGAAUUCAGGGGAAUUCUUCAGUAGAGGUGAUCGGGUAUUGGGAUUCCCCGGGGUUUCGACUAGUUUCCUGGUUGCAUCGUGUAUGACGCAUCAGUAAAAUGGCCAGUGCGCGUUCCUAUGCGAGUCCAUCCAUCCGAUCUCUAACCGCUUAGUCCAGGUCAGGGUCGCGGUGGAAAAGGGGUAAGCAGAGCAGCCCAGAGGUCCCUCUUCCAGGCGACUUCCACCAACUCAUACCGGGCGAUCCCUGGCCAGCCUUUGGAUAUAAUCUCUCCAGCGUGUCCUAGGUCUGCCCCUGGGUCUCCUGCCCGGUGGCCGUGCCUGGAACACCUCCAGAGGGAGGCGCCCAGGAGGCAUCCUUAUAAGAUGCCCGAUCCACUUCAAUUGACUCCUUUCAAUGCGGAGCAGCAGCGGCUCUACUUUGAGGUCUUCCCGGACAGCUGAGCUACUCACCCUAUCAAGUAGAGUUAACCCUGCCACCCGCUUGUAUUUGGGAUCUCGUUCUUUCGGUCACUACCCAAUAGCCCGUGACGACAGGUGGGAGUAGGGACGAAGAUCGAAUGGUAAAUCGAGAGCUUUGCAUUACGGCUCAGUUCCUUGUUCACCACCACCGUCCGAUGCGAGCCUGAGACCGGAUAUGCGUCGUUUCACUUAUUCUUCUGGUAACUGAAGGACCAGUGAGAUGGCAGAGCUUCUGUUGAGUGAAGUACCUUUAAAGAAAAGAAAGAUUAAGGCCCAGUCUCCAGACCAGGACAGGUCCUGCAGGCAGGUGCGGGUCAGCCUGUUGAGCGCCGCUGAACUACUGCUGCAGAUCCCCCCAAACAGCAACACCAGCCUGCCCGUGUGGGAGAGUGUAAAUGCUGCUCAGGCAGAGGUGCAGUGGAGUGUGACUCCAUAUGGCAUCACCAUCCAGAUCACCCCUCUCACCAAGCAGAGCAAUGACCAGCCUGACACCCAGCCCUCAUCAUUGUCUGAAAGUGAAACCCAACUUUCAACACUCCCUGCAAGCCUGCCUGUUCCCAGCAUUCAGCCGCUCUCCCAGAGUGUACUCAUGACCACACCUUGUAGAGCACCCCAUUCCUACAGAAUUAUCCCCACUCAUCCUCAGCCUCUUCUUUCAUCCCAAAAUCAGCCUCUCGGUUUGACCGCACCCCUGACUACAGCCCAGCUUCAGCCCCUCCCUCAGUACCAGGCCCACUCUCACCCUGCCUCUUCCUAUAAAGACAUCAUUGGCCCCAGUGAGGACACUUAUGAGGUCACUGACCUGUUGUUCCAGCCAGCACCCAAAGCCAAGUGGGUACAGCAGGCUUGCUUCCAUACUGGUCCCUCUGAGGAAGCCUGCAUCUGUGACCAGUUCCUGCUGGGACACUGCCGGAAUGGGUUUGACUGCCAGUUGCACCACACUCCCUACCCUUUCCAUUGGCAGCUGAGACGCCAAGACACUCACCAGUGGGUCAGCACUUCCCAUUCUGCCCAGGUCAAAUUGGAGAAACUGUACUGUGACAGAAACCGAGACACCGCCAGGCUACAGGACAUGGAAGAUGUGUUCACCCUCCAGUUUGACACCAUGACGGUGGAAAACUCUGAGAAGUAUGAUAAAGCCAGGAGACUCUCCAACAGCAGCAAUCCAGAAAGGAACCACCAUUUCCCUACAGUGUGGAACAAUUAUUGGUGGAAUGAAUACAAUUGGGAACAGUACAGAAAUGAAGUGUCCAUGUUGCUGCUGGAAACGAAGGAGACAGGGAAGAGCAGCUGUCGGUUCCACAUUGGAAAGCAAGAGUACGAAGUUGACUUCAGCAGUCUGACCCAGAGGAACCUCACCACCGGGUUCACACGCAGAGUACGACGGAGGCCCACCUUCCGCUCGCCCUUCUCCCUCAAACGACACCUGAAGACAGUUGUCCUAUGCGAAGCCUCCAAAAAUUUUGGACAGGUUCUUCCCAGCCUCAGUGUGGACCCUCUGCAGGAGUUUAGCAGCUGGUAUCCUCCUGUGUGGACUCUGAGCCCAAACCAGGGCUUUAGCCUGGUGGAGGUGCCACCCAGUGCCAAAGCCUACCAAAGCAUCCACUGCCUGUUCUACAGCACCAUGAAUGAGACCAAGACAGAGAUCAUCAGCAUACAGCAGGUCCAGAACAUCUUUCAUUGGGACAGGUAUAGGAGGCAGAAGGAGCACAUGCAGAUUCACAGCACAGCACACAGCUGGUCUCUGGAGCAACAUCUGUUCCAUGGGACCACUGAGGAUUGCGCCAAGGAGAUCUGUUUGAACAACUUUGACCCACGAGUGUCAGGGAAGAACGGGGUGGUAUAUGGCCAGGGCAGCUACUUUGCCCGAGAUGCCAGGUACUCUUUGAAAUAUGCAGCCAAAUCAGGCGGGGGUAACCAGCACAUGUUUCUUGCCAAGGUGCUGGUGGGUAAUGUGACUCUUGGGAACGCUACAUACUCCCGCCCACCCCGGCUCAACCCCUUGACACCAGGAUAUGAGCUAUAUGACACUUGCGUUGACAAGAUUUCCGACCCCUCCAUCUUUGUGGUAUUUGACAACUGCCAGUGUUAUCCCUAUUACCUGAUCAAGUACAAAGCAGUGUCUGACCUCGUCAACAUCUGUGAAUGAAGUGCAAGGACUUCAAUAUAUACUCCUAUAAUACUAUACUAUAAUACUCCAAUAUGCUAAUGCUCAUAUAUUUCUAUUGCCUAUUAUUUUAUUUAAUUCCGAGGACAAGUUGUUGCUUUGAUACUGCCAUGAGCGAGCUGUGGAAUUAACUCAUUACGAUUUGAAAUACUUAAAAAAAGUUAUGCAUACCUCAAUGGAUUCCACUUGUGUGAACGCUAACUACUUUCCAGCGAUGAUAUAGCUAGACGGCGUAAGUGAAACGAAACCACAAUUUCAUCUACAUUAACAAAAAAUUACAUUAUUUUUGGGCUGCUGAGUGGCUCAUUCUGUUAGUUUCUGUUUGUGCAUGGGUAUAGAAUUCCAGAGUCUGUGGCCUACAAAGUAGGUGACUGCUUAGUACUCACAGCAUUGUCUGCAUAAACUCUGCUGACAUAUUGCAUAAUGUGGGAAAUACCGAACAUUCAGUCUAGACCAAACCACAAAAACCCAGUCCUUAUUAUUGAAACAUCUUUCAAUUGCCAUUGACUUAAAAUUAUAUUUACAAAUAUUCUUAAUGGAUCAUAACAGACAUUUGGACAACGAAUAAUUGUUAUUAUUGUUAUUUUAAAUAUAAUCAAUACAAAUGCAUGCACAUUUUGCUAUCUGUUUUGUUUUUGUUGUUGAAACAAAUGGUAUCUACAAUAUAACUAAUUGUCCUGUUGUAGUAUCCUACUCCAUGUAUGUAUGUAUGUAUGGAGGACUGUGUAAUGUCACUAUUCACAUGAAUUUCUAUGAAUUGUUUAUGAGAAAUAACCGCAUUAAAAUGUACUUAUAAAAUGCCCAGAAAGAGAGGAAAAUAUUAAAGUGUAAAAACCAAAGGUUGAGAGAGCAAGGAAUAUAGCCUGAAUAAUACAAAUCUGUAUUGCCAGGAUUGUGGGUCUCUUUUCAGCGGUUGUGGCCACCCAUGCUGUGAUUUAUUCUGGUUGCCAUACUUAACCCAAUAAAUCUGUUAAAGUUGA